CGGACGUGGUUGAACAGCAAUAAGGCUGAAAGUUUUAAAAUUACUGCAAUAAUUGCUGACAUUGCAGAUAAUCAAAAUGCCUUACUACGCAGUGGCUAGUGGUCGUUCGACUGGAGUUUAUGACAAUUGGGAGGAUUGCAAAGAUCAAGUUCAUGGAUACUCCCAUAACAAAUAUAAAAAGUUUGAUACACCAGAUCAAGCUUGGGACUUUGUUGACAAUCAUUCUUCAAGAGGACAGUCAUUUAAUACUAACAGUAAAGCUCUAGCUUAUCGUGGUAACAAUCAAGUUGCACUAAGAGGUGACCAGGGUGAAGUUAGAGGCUAUCAACGUACCGAUUACACGCAAGGAAGAAACAGUGUCAUCGUACGCGAACGUAUUUACAAGAGUGGCAGGGAUGGAAAUGGAUACUUUGUCGAAAAAGGCACACGUACUUACUGGAAAGAUAAUUAAAGAGAUGCUAUUAUGAGAAUAUCCAGAGAAUCUCACUUUUCCUUCUGAUGAGUUUAUAUUAUUAUAUGCA
This is a messenger RNA of Mycetomoellerius zeteki, 521 nucleotides long. Its product is annotated as ribonuclease H-like. The record is from RefSeq and is a predicted model, not a curated record. The transcript has 4 exons. NCBI's taxonomy places the organism in Eukaryota, Metazoa, Arthropoda, Insecta, Hymenoptera, Formicidae. The coding region runs from base 77 to 451 and encodes 124 amino acids.